GCCAUUACGAUACAAACAACAAUAGAAUUGCUGUGUCAUUUCAAUGUGAGCAGUUUUGAAUGGGAGGCUGUUCGGUUAGACUUUCAAAACGAAUCUUUAAUCUCUCAAACAAUCGUAAGCGUCACAAACAGCAGCAAAACCUCGAAUGAAAAUCGAAUAAAUGCGUCUUUGAGUGUAGAUUCGUAUUUCGUGAAUGUUUCCUUUGUCUUGGAUUUUGCAACUUCGAAGGAUGCUUGCUCUCUGUCCGGGAUGUACACAUGCUCCAUAGAUAUGGUAGACAAACACAUCGCUACAGAAAGCGCGAGCACAGUUUUGAACUUUUCAGCUCCCGUCUCUGAUAUAACUCUCCACCUUCGUCCUCAAUAUCAAUAUGGAACAGAUGAUUUCAUCAACUGUAGCGCAAAGACAAUGGAACCAUCAACAACUACUCUGUCCCUGGAAGUUUGUCAUUCUGAUUCUACUUUUAUUCCCAUCGAGAAAUAUAAUAUAUCCUCUGUUGUCUUCAAUGAGACUAGUCUGAAAAACGAAAAUUGUUCUCUGGAAAUGCUGCUUGGUCACCGUGUUCUCUUCAAUAAUCAAAUGAACGUCUCCUUGCGAUGUACAGUUCAUGGUUCUGAUAUGAACACACCAUUGUCUACAGAUUGUGAGAUUCCCGACAUUUCAACUGCAUUGGUGGUUGCUGUAAUGGAUACUUCGAGCCAUGUCAUUACGAUACAAACAACAAUAGAAUUGCUGUGUCAUUUCAAUGUGAGCAGUUUUGAAUGGGAGGCUGUUCGGUUAGACUUUCAAAACGAAUCUUUAAUCUCUCAAACAAUCAUAAGCGUCACAAACAGCAGCAAAACCUUGAAUGAAAAUCGAAUAAAUGCGUCUUUGAGUGUAGAUUCGUAUUUCGUGAAUGUUUCCUUUGUCUUGGAUUUUGCAACUUCGAAGGAUGCUUGCUCUCUGUCCGGGAUGUACACAUGCUCCAUAGAUAUGGUAGACAAACACAUCGCUACAGAAAGCGCGAGCACAGUUUUGAACUUUUCAGCUCCCGUCUCUGAUAUAACUCUCCACCUUCGUCCUCAAUAUCAAUAUGGAACAGAUGAUUUCAUCAACUGUAGCGCAAAGACAAUGGAACCAUCAACAACUACUCUGUCCCUGGAAGUUUGUCAUUCUGAUUCUACUUUUAUUCCCAUCGAGAAAUAUAAUAUAUCCUCUGUUGUCUUCAAUGAGACUAGUCUGAAAAACGAAAAUUGUUCUCUGGAAAUGCUGCUUGGUCACCGUGUUCUCUUCAAUAAUCAAAUGAACGUCUCCUUGCGAUGUACAGUUCAUGGUUCUGAUAUGAACACACCAUUGUCUACAGAUUGUGAGAUUCCCGACAUUUCAACUGCAUUGGAACGUUCAUAA
Molecule: messenger RNA, 1386 nt
Organism: Saccostrea echinata
Lineage: Eukaryota; Metazoa; Mollusca; Bivalvia; Ostreida; Ostreidae
Exons: 5
Coding region: 250-1386 (378 amino acids)
Source: RefSeq, a predicted model, not a curated record